AUGGCCGGCCUGGAACCGGACCGCGAGAUUCCUGCUGCUUUGGCAGAGGUUGAAUAUCACGAGAAAUAUGCUUACGACUAUACUUUACGAAAGAAAGGUACGAUGUCAGACGAAGCUGCCGAUAGGGUCGAUCCCAUUCACGAGGGAUUGGAGUUUCCAACCGAGGAAGAGCUUAUCGCUCUUCGCAGAGUGUCAGAUGCCAUACCGUGGACUGCUUACAUGAUCGCCGUCGUAGAACUGGCUGAACGAUUUUCCUAUUAUGGUGCAAGUGCGGUCUUCGUGAAUUUCAUCCAACAACCACUUCCACCCAAUUCAACCACCGGGGCAGGUGGUUUGAAUGGUCAGUCUGGUGCCCUUGGGAGAGGUCAACAAAUGUCCACGGGUCUCACGACCUUUUAUCAAUUCUGGUCGUCCGGAACGCCUAUAGCAGGUCGUUACAAGACCGUUUGCAUGUGCGUCGCAAUCGCCAUGCUCGGUCAUGUUAUCAUGAUUAUCUCGGCCAUACCUGGUAUCAUCGGAAGCGAUGCCUCUGUCGGACUCUUUACUCUUUCUUUGAUAGUCACUGGCAUGGGUGCGGGCGGGUUCAAGUCUAAUAUCUCCCCUCUAGUGGCAGAACAAUAUCACCGAACAAAGAUGUUUAUCUCGGUAACAAAGAAGGGGGAACGGGUUAUCGUGGACCCCAGCUUGACAACGUCUAGAAUUUACAUGUACUUUUAUCUCUUCAUUAACAUCGGCGCGCUUGUCGGUCAGAUAAGUAUGGUAUACGCGGAAAAGUUCGUCGGUUACUGGCUGGCCUAUACACUUCCGACCGCUGUUUUCCUUCUCUCCCCUUUGGUCUUGUGGUAUGGACGCGGCAAGUAUCGUACCUCACCACCGACGGGUUCAGUGCUCGCCACUGCAGUCCGUGUCUGCUGGAACCCUAUCAAGACCGUUCGCAACCUCACCGCCGAUGACUUCUGGGAGAGUGCCAAGCCAAGCAAUAUGGUCGGUGAGAAGCCGGCAUGGAUGAGGUUUGAUGAUAACUGGGUGGAAGAAGUUCGUCGCGGGUUUAAAGCUUGCUCCGUGUUCCUGUGGUUCCCAGUUUAUUGGUUGUCCUACAAUCAAUUGAACAAUAAUUUGACAUCGCAAGCUGCUACCAUGAGCACGCACGGUCUACCUAACGAUAUUCUUUCUAACCUGGAUCCUUUGGCUCUCAUCAUCUUUAUCCCGCUCUGCGACUUGGUCUUCUACCCUGCUCUCGUCCGAUGGAGGAUCAACUUCAAGCCCUUGCAAAAGAUUGCUUUUGGGUUCUAUACUGGUGCUGCCGCCAUUGUAUGGGCGGCUGUCGUCCAGUACUACAUUUACAAGACAAAUCCAUGCGGAUAUUUUGCCGGUACAUGUGUCGACAGCAACGGGAACCCAUUGGUAUCCCCUUUGAACGUGUGGAUUCAGAGCGGAUCAUAUGUCAUGAUUGCGAUUAGCGAGAUCCUUGCUUCGAUCACGGGUCUGGAGUAUGCGUUCACUAAGGCGCCGAGGAACUUGCGGUCGCUUGUCAUGUCUAUGUUCCUCUUUACGAAUGCUGUCGCAUCUGCCAUCGGCGAAGCCUUCGUUUCCCUCUCGACUGACCCGUUGCUCGUCUGGAACUACGGUUCCGUCGCUGUUAUAUGUGGUAUUUCUGGCGUCAUUUUCCGGAUCCUCGUGAGGAAGUUGAAUUCCGAAGAAGACAGAUUGAACAAUAUGGCUGAAGGACGGUUUGACUGA
Pisolithus orientalis is the source of this 1740-nucleotide messenger RNA. RefSeq names its product POT family-domain-containing protein. Gene Ontology annotation, molecular function: dipeptide transmembrane transporter activity. The transcript has 15 exons. Lineage: Eukaryota; Fungi; Basidiomycota; Agaricomycetes; Boletales; Pisolithaceae. The record is from RefSeq and is a predicted model, not a curated record. Gene Ontology annotation, biological process: transmembrane transport; oligopeptide transport. Bases 1 to 1740 code for a protein of 579 amino acids. Gene Ontology annotation, cellular component: membrane.